AUGCGAUCCAAAGAGCUGUCGCGUGCAGCAGCAUCGUCGGCCCCAGACCCACCGCGCCCGGAGUGCUCGAGUACGGCUCCGUCCGCACUCACACCCACGCUGACGAGCUCGUUGCUCCGGCUGGACCAUACCAACCCAUUGCUGGUGGGCACCUCGGCGGUGGGCUUGACGCUGUCGAGCUAUUGGAUCUGGGCGCGCUAUCUUCGUAGGGUUGCGAACGUCGAGCAACUCACCGCAGCGCAUCUCAACGGGCGCGCCAUGCGCGGAAUCGUAACGAGGUAAGUCGGUCGGUCGUCGUGAUCUUUCGUAGUCGACGUGAUGUGGGGUCGCGUCGGGCGCGUUCCGGUUGCCGUGCUCGCGGGCUGACAAUUUCAUUCGCCGUAUGGCAACGAACCACAAUGACGUCGAAUUACCACACCACAUCGCAUCACAUCGCAUCACAUCACAUCACACCGCCGACCGGGGCUUGGCUCGGCAAACCAAUCUCAGCGUGGGCGAUGCCGACAAUUUUCGGCUCUACCACAAACCGUGGUGGGCCUUCUAUCGAAGAGUGCCCACCACUCGAGCCGGUAGGUUCGGUUGGUCACGAUGAAGCCCUUUGCGUUUCUUGCAGUGCAGUGCUGCAGUGCCAUCGUCACAACCUCGGUUCAAGGCGAGUACCUCAAACGCCCCGAAGCUCUUUCGUUGAACCGCGUUUCCUGUCGCAGGCCUAAAGAAUCAGACUCUGCACGUCAGACUGGCGGGAGUCGAUGCGCCCGAGGUGAGUUGGCCCUGACCCGAUCGCUAACUCUCGUCCCACCCUCUCCGCGGAAUGGCUCAUUCGCCUCGUCAUGCGUCGGAGAGGAUAUCUCAUAGCUUGCCCAUUUCGGCAACCCUGCUCAGGCUUAUUCGGCCGAGGCGUUGGAUUGGUAAGGGCUGUCUCGUCUCAAGCCCACCCCGGUGCGAGAGAGAACUGCGCAGUUCAGCUGACCGACACCCUGACGCGCAACAUGUGUUAGGCUCACCCAAAGCAUGCUCGGACGGACUGUCCACGUCGAGCUUUACAGUAGAGACCGCUACGGAAGGGUAGUGAGUGUCACGAGAGCUCGUGUGAGAAGGCUGCCAGCUGACUGGCCCCGCGCCGCAAUUCUUCGUUGGCAUCAUCCGCCCGGGCUGCAAGGUUGGUAUGGCUUACGUUCGCAAAUUCCCUUUCAUCUUUCGACGGAACGUCAGCGAAGAGAUGUUGAAGCGAGGUCGUAAGUGCCGGCCGCUUGUGAUCCCAAUCGUGCUGCUGCUGUUCCACUUGGCUCACCAACAUCGAUUUGACAUCAGUUGCCACGGUCUACACUCAAGGAGGCGCCGUUCACGCAGGACUACUUCACCGCUUCGAAGAAACCGAAGCGAAAGCCAGGUGAGCUUGACUCGAGAACUCUCAGGACCGUGGAAUGGGACGUGUUUUGAACCAUGCGGUCGAUCGCCAUCGGAUCUCGCCCGGCAGACGUCGAAAAGUCGGCAUGUGGGCUCAAGCAUCCACCGAGUAUGAGAGCCCGGCUGCUUACAAAGCUCGGACCCGGACCUGA
This is a messenger RNA of Microbotryum saponariae, 1559 nucleotides long. The record is from the annotation of a GenBank genome assembly. Lineage: Eukaryota; Fungi; Basidiomycota; Microbotryomycetes; Microbotryales; Microbotryaceae.